Paramecium tetraurelia is the source of this 1112-nucleotide messenger RNA. RefSeq lists its product as uncharacterized. Gene Ontology annotation, molecular function: catalytic activity. The transcript is spliced from 2 exons. NCBI's taxonomy places the organism in Eukaryota, Ciliophora, Oligohymenophorea, Peniculida, Parameciidae. The record is from RefSeq and is a predicted model, not a curated record.
AUGCUUUCUUAGAUAAAAGUGUUAGAAUUUGCUGGUUUGGCCCCCACUGUAUUUAUAGGCAUGGUCCUAGCCGAUUAUGGAGCAUAGGUCACAAUACUAUCAAGACAUGACUCUCAACCUUAAAAUAGUCCCAUGAAUAGAGGUAAAAAAAGCAUGACAUUCGACCUAAAAAAUAAAUAAGACAUUGAAAUUGUUAAACAUAUGAUUAAAGACAGCAAUAUAUUAAUUGAUCCUUAUCGUCCAGGAGUCUUGGAGAGACUGGGAUUAUCAUAUAAGAUUUGUUCAGAGAUUAAUCCUAAAUUAAUAUAUUGUAGAGUCACUGGUUUUGGCUAAAAUAGUCCAUUAAAAGAAAAGGCUGGUCAUGAUAUAAAUUUUAUUUCCUAUGGAGGAGUUCUUGGAUAUUGUGCUAGUACUGGAUCUUAAAAAAGACCUGCUAUUCCAGGGAAUGUCAUUGGAGAUUUUGCAGUGGGAGGAAUGCUAGGAGUGGCUAGUAUUUUAGCAGCUUUAAUUAAUGUUUAAAAAGGUGGGAGUGGGUAAUAAAUUGAUUUGGGAAUGGCUUAAGGAGCUGCAUAUCUAAGUUAAUUUAUUUUACAUUAAAAAAAUGAGAAACUCUGGUCAAAUGGAAUUGGUAAUAAUGUACUUGAUGGAGGAACUCAUUUUUACAAUAUUUAUUAAUGUAAGGAUGGAAAAUUUAUGAGUGUGGGGUGUUUAGAGGAAAAAUUUUAUUAAGAAUUUGUAAAAGGUUUAAUUGCAGGUGGUCUCAGUCAAUAAAGAGGUUAAUUUAUAUUGGAAAACUAAUUAAAUUAGGCUGAAUGGGAGAAUUUAAAAUAAGAAAUAUCAACACUAUUUGAAAGCAAAACCAGAGAUUAAUGGGAAAAAAUCUUCGAUUAAUUUGAUGCUUGUGUAUCCCCUGUAGUAGAUUUGGAGGAAUAUGAAACCAAAAAUUAUUUGGGAGAAAAUGUGUUUGUUAAAAGGAAUGGUAAAAUUGAAGUUAAUGGAUAACCCAUAUUUUCAGAUUAUCAGUUUUAAUUUAAAGACAUUCCAAAGAUUGGUUAGCACAAUAAUGAGAAACCUAGGUUAUGAUUUUAUUUAUCAAGUUAUUAUAAAUUCAU